AUGAUAUCUUCUUCAGAAGAAGGUAGUAACAAGAUACUUGUGGCGAUCUCGUUGGACCGAGAUGAGAGCCAAGAUGUUUUAUCUUGGGCCAUCAAUGUUCUUGCUAAACCAAGUGACACCAUCGUCGCUCUUCAUCUUCUUGUUGGUGAAGAGCCGAGAAAGGUGCCGAUGAAGAAGAAGAAGAGAACACAGAUUCGUCGUGCCAAAGCUCAUGUUAUCUCCAUGCUUGGAGAGUUCGCUUACACUUGCUGUAAGAGCCAAGUGAACUUGGAAGCAAAGGUAGGAUUUAGCUCAAACAUUGGAAGAGGACUAAUUGAUGAAGUCAAGUCGAUUUCUGCUCACUACCUUGUUCUUUCCCGAUCAACCACUCACGUCUUCAGGAUAUGGAAUGAGAUCACAAGGUAUGUCUCCGACUUUGCUCCAUCAAGUUGCUCUAUUGUUUUAGUCGGAAAUCAAAGAAAACCGCAUCAAGAUAAAGAUUGCUACUCUGACUCUACGAUUUCUCGAGACGUAAAAAGUGAGAAGUAUUCGCCACGCAGCGUACUGAACAUUCUGUCGAGAGAUUCCGUUAGCUCAUCAGGCGAUGAUGCUUCAAGUUUCAAUGGUUCAAUGGUCUCUUCUAGCUUCGCUUCGCCUUCAGACAAACCUAAACAAAAACCAAUGUCUCCUUACAGAUUCAUAUCUUCUCUUAUCAUGAACUCUCCUUUGAGGAAAUGGAGAAGAAACGAGACUAAGAACAACCCUAAACCUCAACCUCUAAUUCAAUGCUUUACUUACAACGAGAUCUCUAAAGCCACAAAUGAUUUUCAUCAAGAGAACAUAGUAGGCGUAGGAGGGUACUCUGAAGUGUACAGAGGAGAUCUAUGGGAUGGAAGAAGAAUCGCAGUGAAGAGAUUAGCAAGAGAGAGUGGUGACAUGGACAAAGAGAAAGAGUUUCUUAUGGAGCUAGGCGUCAUAAGUCACGUCUCUCAUCCCAACACAGCUCUCCUCUUAGGUUGUUGUGUUGAAAGAGGUCUCUAUCUUGUCUUCAGGUUCUCCGAGAAUGGAAACUUGUACUCUGCCUUGCACGAGAAGGAGAGCGGUUCUCUAGAUUGGCCUAUACGUUACAAGAUAGCGAUUGGAGUUGCUCGAGGGCUUCAUUAUCUUCACAAACGCUGUAACCACCGGAUCAUUCACCGUGAUAUAAAAUCUUCCAACGUUUUACUUGGACCUGAUUUCGAACCGCAGAUAACUGAUUUUGGAUUGGCGAAAUGGCUGCCUAACAAAUGGACUCACCAUGCGGUUGUACCGGUUGAAGGAACGUUCGGUUAUCUAGCACCAGAGUCUUUAAUGCAAGGAACCGUAGACGAGAAAACCGACAUCUAUGCGUUUGGUAUUCUCCUUCUAGAGAUCAUAAGCGGACGAAGACCGGUUAAUCCUUCUCAGAAGCACAUUCUUUUAUGGGCGAAGCCGGCGUUGGAGACAGGUAACACAAGAGAGUUGGUUGAUCCGAAGUUGCAAGAUAAGUACGACGAUCAACAGCUGAACAGGCUUGUCCUUACAGCUUCACACUGUGUUCAACAAUCGCCUAUAUUACGACCAACCAUGACUCAGGUAUUGGAGUUGCUCACAAAUGGGAACGAGGCUGAGAUUGCAAAGAGCUGGAGAAUGCCUAGGGAUAUGACUAAUGACGAUGACAAUAAUGAUGAAUGGGAUGACUAUUCUAUGAUUUUCGGAUAUGAUCAUGUUCCUUUGGAUUCUUCCUUUUAG
Molecule: messenger RNA, 1749 nt
Organism: Microthlaspi erraticum
Lineage: Eukaryota; Viridiplantae; Streptophyta; Magnoliopsida; Brassicales; Brassicaceae
Source: the annotation of a GenBank genome assembly